Messenger RNA from Naegleria fowleri, 4092 nucleotides. RefSeq lists its product as uncharacterized. Gene Ontology annotation, cellular component: Ski complex. The record is from RefSeq and is a predicted model, not a curated record. Gene Ontology annotation, biological process: nuclear-transcribed mRNA catabolic process, 3'-5' exonucleolytic nonsense-mediated decay. NCBI's taxonomy places the organism in Eukaryota, Heterolobosea, Eutetramitea, Acrasida, Naegleriidae. The coding region runs from base 1 to 4092 and encodes 1363 amino acids. Gene Ontology annotation, molecular function: RNA helicase activity; RNA binding; ATP binding. The transcript has a single exon.
AUGUUAAAAGUUGAUGCUUCGUCUAUUGACGAAUUGCUUCGUGAGAUUGACCAAACAGUGUAUGAACAUCCGAAACACACCACUCGCGAAAUUCCGUUCCAGAUCAAAGGAACAGGAAUUGUGGGUGAUGUAACUUUAUUUAAUGUUGGAUUUCAACAUCAUCCCGAAGUCUAUUUUGCGAAAGCGGAACAACAAGGCAAGGAAGCCUUUUCGUCCACUCAUAUUCCCUUCUCACCAAAUCCAUCACCAUCGAAUUUUAUGAAGGAAAAUUAUCUAACACCCAAGCUGGAGAACGACAAGGAAGAUUAUAGAAUUUUCCCAAGAUUAUUUAAACCGAACGAAUUGUACUCUUUUGCAGUCUCAAAGCCAAAAUAUGUGAUCGAGACAUUUAAAGAUCCUUUCACAGGAAAAAUCAAAGAAUGUAAAGAAGUGUACAUGCCACAAGUCAACGAUACUUCAAAAACCUCUACAUCCUUGUUGAGACAACCAGCUGCAAGUAAAGACUUUGUUAGAGGAAAUAGUCACAAUGUGCCAUUUGAGUUUGGUGGUAUUGAUAGAGAAGAAGAGAAGGGCAUUGAAUUGGCUCUUUCCAGAGAUGCAGCCGUUGACAAUGCUCAAGAAAAACCUCAUUCAAACAUUUUUGAACGAUCCAUUCAAGAAGAAUUAGAAUUACUCAAGUUGCAAAGUGAAAAUAACAUGGAGGCUAUUUAUGGAAUUGAAUCAUGUCCUCCUGGUUUCAAGCAUGGUCUUUUCCAAUCAGCCAAACAGACUGUUACAAAACAAAAAGAAAAUCAUAAUGCUGACGAGCGAUUGGACAUUGAGGCGAUGACUAUCGGUAAAAACCAACAAGGCCUUCUCGACGCCUAUAAACAAGACAUUUCAAAUUAUGAUCUUUCAAAUGAAGGAGAAGUAUUCAUGUCGGUAGAACAGCAGAGAGAAUUAAGAAGAAGACAGGAAAUGAAAUCUAAAAAGCAAGAGCUUGUAAAUUUCACAGACAUUUUUUCAUCAACAUUGAGUGAGGAUGUCUUUGGCAGCACUGAGGAAAGUGGACAGGUUUCUGAAGAAACAACAUCACAACAACAACCAGUCUCCCUACCUCCACAACAGGAUAUGGAAUCAAAACAAGAUGGUAAUAAGAUCAUUGUCCCCUCUCAAAAAAAGGCAAAAGAUACCAUUGAUGAUCUUUUAGAAGCUGAUGAAGAUGUUCUCUUCAGCUCAUUCAUUAGAAAACAGGGAAAAAAGCAAAAAGACAAUGAAUAUGCCAUCAUGACUAGAAUUGAUGUUAGCAACUUUAAACAGAUGGUUCCAGAAAUGGCCAUUCAAUAUCCUUUCGAUUUAGACAUUUUUCAAAAGGAAGCCAUUUAUCACUUGGAAAAUAAUGAAAGUGUGUUUGUUUCAGCUCACACUUCAGCUGGUAAGACAGUGGUAGCAGAAUAUGCCAUUGCAUUAGCUCAGAAACAUUUAACACGAGUUAUUUAUACAAGUCCAAUCAAGACACUUUCCAAUCAAAAGUUCCGUGAAUUCAAGAAAACAUUUGGUGAUGUUGGUAUUUUGACAGGUGACGUUCAAAUUAAUCCUACAGCCACUUGCUUAAUUAUGACAACAGAAAUUUUACGCUCCAUGCUCUACAAAGGAGCUGAUUUAAUUAGAGACGUAGAAUUUGUUAUUUUCGACGAAGUCCAUUAUGUGAACGAUCCUGAACGAGGUGUAGUGUGGGAGGAAGUGAUCAUUAUGCUUCCCAAGCAUAUCAAUCUCAUUUUACUUUCUGCUACCAUUCCAAAUACCUAUGAAUUUGCUGAUUGGGUUGGUCGAACUAAAAAGAAGCCAAUCCAUGUCAUUCAAACAUUGAAAAGACCUGUUCCUCUUGAACAUCAUCUCUAUUACAAUGGAAAUAUUUACAAAAUUGUGGAUUCCACCUCAAAAUUUCUCAGUGCAGGUUAUAGAAGCGCUCUCACUGCACAAGAAGAAAAGGAAGAAAAGAGUAAGAACAAGGGAGGCUUUAAGAAAACUCCAUACGCAAAGCUUAUUGAAACACUCAACAAAAAGAGUUUAUUACCAGCUGUAACUUUUGUUUUCAGCAGAAAGCAAUGUGAGGAAAUUGCUGUCAGUCUCCAAAAUACAGAUCUCAAUGAACCUGGUGAAAAGAAUGAAAUUCACAAGUUCAUCUCUCAAUCCAUCUCUCGAUUAAAAGGUACAGACAAGGAGUUGCCACAAAUUAUUAGAAUUUCAGAGCUAUUGAAACGUGGUAUAGGUAUUCACCACAGUGGUUUGUUACCAAUUGUGAAAGAAAUUGUUGAAAUUCUCUUCUCGAAGGGUCUCAUCAAAAUUCUCUUCGCCACAGAAACAUUUGCAAUGGGUGUGAACACUCCCACAAAAACAGUCGUCUUCAAUACUUUGUGGAAAUUCGACGGAAAGGACAAGAGAGAUUUACUUCCAGGUGAAUACAUUCAAAUGAGUGGAAGAGCUGGUCGUAGAGGUCUCGACACCGUCGGAAAUGUCAUUAUCAAUUGUGCUUCAGAAAUUCCUGAGGAACCUCUUCUUCAACGACUUAUUCUUGGAAAAGCAACUCAACUUGAGAGCAAGUUCAAACUGAGUUACAAUAUGAUUCUCAAUUUGAUGAGAGUUGAGGACUUUAAGAUUCAAGACAUGAUUAAGAGAAGUUUCUCUGAAAGUAAGACGUUGAGAAUUGUUCCCAAUAAGGAACUCUUAUUGAAGAGUAAGGAAAAAUUAGCAGAGAUUGAAAAAAUUGAUUGUAUUAACGGAGAGCCUGCCAUUGAUCAAUUCUAUGCAUUGGCUCGAGAGCUCGAAGAUGUGAAUCAAAAAAUCACUACUGAAAUUAUGAUCAGUCCAAAGAUUAAUGCAUUGACAACCUUUGGAAGAGUAGUCGUUGUGAGAUAUCGACUUGGAUAUACUUUGGGUGUCAUCUUACGACAAGAAUCGUCGACUUUGAGUACAAAUCGUGACGAAAAGUAUUAUUCAAUUUUAGGUGUUCGACUGAAUCCAUCAUUUGAAAAGAGAAAGCAAAUUAUUCCAAUACCAACACAAACUGGGCUUGCAGAAUUUUCUCCAAUUUUAUUGCCUCAGAGUGGAGAAAUUUCUACCAUCAUUAUUGCACCUUAUUGGGAUAUUUUAACUAUUUGUAAUGAAAAACUCAAUCUCUCACUUGCCAUUGAUGAAUUGAUUAACAAUGGAACUUCAAAAGAAACAUCAGAGAUGAGAGCAGCUGCAAAUCAAUUAAUUAAUCUUUGGAAAGAAAACCCUCCAACACCCAUCAAUGCAAUCAAAGAACUCAAAUUAACAUCACUUGACUUUUCUGAAGCGCUCUCAAAGAGACAACAAUUAAUUACAAAAUUACAAGAAAAUAAGUGCAAUAUUUGUCCAAAGCUUGCUGAACACUUUGACAAGACAGACAAACAGUACAAGAUUAAACAAGGUCUUGACAAGUUGAGAUUUGCACUUUCUGAUGAGAACUUGGAAUUAAUGCCAGAAGUGAGAAAGAGAAUCAAGGUUCUUAAAAUACUGAAAUAUGUUGAUGCCGAUGAAACAGUUCAGUUGAAAGGAAGAGUUGCUUGUGAGUUAAAUUCUUGCGAUGAAUUGUUGGUGACUGAAAUGAUAUUCGAAAACUUCUUUACUACCAUGUCAUGUGAAGAAGCUGUUGCUGUCAUGUCAUGCCUUGUUUGCCAAUCGAGAGGAGAGACAGAAGAACCCACUUUAACGAAACGACUUCAAGAAUUGAAAGAUAAGGUCUCCAACUUGGCACUCAGUUUGGGUCAACUUCAAAUGGAAAAUGGAUUGGACACAAGUCCAACAGAUUAUCUCUCCAAGACUCUCAAUUUCUCCAUGAUGGAGGUUGCUUAUGAAUGGGCUAUGGGUCAAGAGUUUAAAGAUAUUUGUGCCUUGACAUCAAUACCCGAAGGAACCAUUGUUAGGACGAUUUCUCAACUUGACCAAGCCUUAAGAGAUGUUAGAAAUGCUGCUCGUAUUAUUGGUGACAUUAAUCUCUAUCAAAAGAUGGAAGAAUCAUCAAGAAAGAUUCGUCGUGACAUUAUCUUUGCUGCUUCUUUGUUCUUAUUCCCAACCGAUCAAAAGUAA